Poeciliopsis prolifica (blackstripe livebearer) is the source of this 2007-nucleotide messenger RNA. Its product is annotated as caveolin-2-like. Gene Ontology annotation, biological process: caveola assembly. Gene Ontology annotation, molecular function: molecular adaptor activity. Gene Ontology annotation, cellular component: caveola. Lineage: Eukaryota; Metazoa; Chordata; Actinopteri; Cyprinodontiformes; Poeciliidae. The record is from RefSeq and is a predicted model, not a curated record. The transcript has 4 exons. The coding region runs from base 1143 to 1622 and encodes 159 amino acids.
CUUUGAGUCUUUUGCAAACUCUUAACAGCUGAUCUUUCCAAGUUGCUUAUCUUAGAGUUUUGACCACAUGUUUUCUGCAUCCCCUGCAUAGUGUGGGGUGAAAUGAAAACAAGAGUUUAUGCAGCUUUUGCUGAGAUACUCCUAUACAAAGAUCUGAUUUGGCUAAUCAUGAGUCUCUGUAGAGCUUCCAUAAUUGCCAGUGACCUCCUAGGUCAGUUUAUUUGGACCUUCAUGUCUUUGUGAGCUCAGUAGAACAUUUUCACUUCAUUGACUGAACAAGUAAUAUGAAAUAUAAUGGCGUCUGCUGUGUUCUUUGGUCUUCAUGAUGAUGUUUGAUAUCUAGUGUUCUUGAGCAAACCUCACAGAACAUCAAGCUUUAUAUUGACAUUAAAUUACACACACGUCUAAAAAUGGAUUUCAUUAAGGGAUAUUAAAGUACACCACAUGACUUUGUAUUUGUAAAAAGUUUUAAAAUGAUCCUUAUUUUUUCUUUCACUUCACAGUAACGCACUACUGUGUGUUGUAACCUUGACAAAAUACUUGACACAAUGUGAAAAAGUAAAAUAGGUGUUGACGCUUUUAUGAGCUGGGGUAAAUCUCUCAUGUUUUGAUAACAAAACUGACUUUUGAAAUCAUAUAGAGUGGAUCUGCAGUGUUUUUGAGAAAAUGGAGGCGUUAGGACCCAGGCAUGGCUGGCAGGCAGACAGUGGCGUGUGUGUCUGAUGGCAAAAGAGGAAAAAACUUCAGCAUGCACCAUUACACAAAACAAUGUGUGACAGUCACUGCCAUACACAGCACAGGACAGGACAGGACAGAAGAGGGGUGAGGAAAGAGGAGAGUAAUUUCCCACCUAAACCGUCAUGGAAUCGUAUUUUUUAUAUUUUUCUUUGUGUUAUAAAUUGUAAAGCAGUUCUAGUGCCUGUCUAUGGAAAAAACAAACUUUAGAAAGUUUCACAUUUUUUAAACUGAGAUGGAUAUAUAAUUUAUAUACUUUUGAUUAAAAAAGAUAAAGCAUCAAUUUUAUUUACUUUUGCAAAAAAGAAAAAGAAACAUACAGCCUUGAACUCAAAGCAACUGGUUUAAACAACAAACUGAGUGAACCAGGGUGACUCCAAGCAGGGCCACAGCUCAGCUGGACGAUAAUGGAUGAGGACAGACUGAAAUCGGGGGAACUGAUGGAAGUAAAGGUGGAUGAGGGUCUGGAUUUCACCCACCAUAAUUCACAAUCCCAGAUUGAGGGCAGGGAUCCCAACAGAGUCAACAGCAAUCUAAAGGUCAUGUUUGAGGACGUGAUUGCAGAGCCCCCUUCAGUGCGGAGCUUCGAUAAAGUCUGGCUCUGGAGUCACGCCCUGUUCGAGGUGUCCAGACUGUGGGGAUACCGCUUCAUCUCUCUGGUGCUGGCGGUGCCGGUGUCACUGGCUGCAGGGCUGCUCUUUGCUGUUCUCAGCUGCCUCCACAUCUGGCUGAUCAUGCCCGGCGUGCGGCUUCUUCUCAUCAAUAUGCAGUGGAUCCAGACUGUGUGGGCCAGCAUACAGAACAUUUUUAUCAGUCCUUUCUGUACCAGUUUUGGAAAGUGUUGUGGUCAAAUUGUUAUCCGCCUGGCGAGUGCUGAUAACAGAUAGAGCUAGUUAUUUAGUCAGUGUAAGCAACUGAGCAGAAGGUAUAAAGGAAAGACAAGCAGUGAAGGAUUGCUAACUGCUGACAGGGAUCUUGUAUCAUUUGUUAUUAUUUUGUAUUUUUAUGCAUCUCUCAUGUUUUUUGGCAUACUGACACAUUCAUCAACUUUUCCAUUUUGUAAUGACAUUGACGUAUGGACCCUCUAAGUCACUUCAGCAGCACCGCACAGGAGCAGCUGAUUUGUGUAUUUCACUGCCACACAUACAAAAUGAAAAUCCACCGGAAGCACAUUUUAAUAAAAAAUCAUAAUUUUCUAAAUUGCUUGGACAUAAACUGUGCUACGCGGAGACACUAUAAAGAAAAAUAUUUUGGUUUAAACGUUUAACAGAA